This is a messenger RNA of Oreochromis niloticus (Nile tilapia), 2492 nucleotides long. Its product is annotated as E3 ubiquitin/ISG15 ligase TRIM25. The transcript is spliced from 7 exons. Gene Ontology annotation, molecular function: zinc ion binding. Bases 130 to 1545 code for a protein of 471 amino acids. The record is from RefSeq and is a predicted model, not a curated record. NCBI's taxonomy places the organism in Eukaryota, Metazoa, Chordata, Actinopteri, Cichliformes, Cichlidae.
CAUGUGGUGAUGUGUAAGAGCUGACAGGCUCCAUUCACUGCAGAAACACAUGUUGUUGAGAUCAGAGCUCAGACUAGUUUCAGUGAUAAGGAAGAGAAACUCACACAGUCACUGACACUGAGAGGAGAAAUGGCGCAGAAAGGAGUUCAGCUGGACCAAGAAACCUUCUCUUGUUCCAUCUGUUUGGAUCUACUGAAGGAUCUGGUGACUACAGCCUGUGGACACAGCUACUGCAGGAACUGUAUUAAAAGUUUCUGGGAUGAAGAGGACAGGAAGGGAAUCCACAGCUGCCCUCAGUGCAGGAAGACUUUCACACCGAGGCCUGUCCUGGACAAAAACACCAUGUUAGCAGAUUUAGUGGAGCAGCUGAAGAAGACUGGACUCCAAGCUGCUCCAGCUGAUCACUGCUAUGCUGGACCUGAAGAUGUGGCCUGUGAUGUCUGCACUGGGAGGAAGCUGAAAGCCAUCAAGUCCUGUUUAGUCUGUUUAAUUUCUUACUGUGAGAAACACCUCCAACCUCACUAUGAUGUAGUUCAGUUUAAGAAACACAAGCUGGUGGCCCCCUCCAAGAAGCUCCAGGAGAACAUCUGCUCUCGUCAUGAUGAGGUGAUGAAGAUUUUCUGUCGUACUGAUCAGCAGAGUAUCUGUUAUCUCUGCACAGUGGAUGAACAUAAAGGCCAUGAAACAGUCCCAGCUGCAGCAGAAAGGACUGAGAAGCAGAAGGAGCUCGAGGUGAGACGACUAAACAUCCAGCAGAGAAUCCAGGAGCGAGAGAAAGAUGUGAAGCUGCUUCAACAGGAGGUGGAGGCCAUCAAUGGCUCUGCUGAUAAAGCAGUGGAGGACAGUGAGAAGAUGUUCACUGAGCUGAUCCGUCUCAUCCAGAAAAGAAGCUCUGAUGUGAAGCAGCAGGUCAGAUCCCAGCAGGAAACUGAAGUGAGUCGAGUCAAAGAGCUUCAGGAGAAGCUGGAGCAGGAGAUCGCUGAGCUGAAGAGGAAAGACGGCGAGCUGGAGCAGCUCUCACACACAGAGGAUCACAACCAGUUUCUACACAACUACCCCUCACUGUCAGCACUCAAAAACUUAAUUUAUCGCUGGGAUCACGAAGGUCGAGGCGAGACAUGGAGGGAAUUCCACGGAUUGGGACUCACUGUACCAGAGGGAGAAGGUGAGUUAUUUCCAGAUGAGGUUGAAGAGCAGAGGUGCAGACAGGAGGGCAGGCGGGUGAGUUUUCAGACUUACUCCGGGAAGCUGAGAGGAAGAGCAGCGGCAGCGAGCAGGUCAGUGAGUGUAAUGCACCUGGUAAAGUCAACAGAAAACUUCACAUGUUCUUCCACGUUCGUAGAAAGGAGCUCAUGGUUCGUAGAGACAGCUGCCAGAGACGGAGGAACGCAAGAACAGGGAGAAAAUGAUCUGCAGGAUCCUGCUGCUCAUCAUCCUCACCUCAUGUGUCUCUGGAUCAUUUGUAGUCAAUGUGACACAGACCUCCUAUCAGGCAGAGGAGAACCACAACAUCACACUGGAGUGGACGUUCACCACCAAACCUGACAGAUCCACAAAAACUCUCAACAUCCUCUGUGAACUGAUAACUGAUAAAGUCUCAGUCCUGUAUCAGGUUCAUGAAGGUGUUGAGGUGUCAGAGUCUCAGGAUGCAAAGUUUUCAGGACGAGUCCAGAGUGACAAAGACGCCCUCAGAGAAGGACGAAUCAGACUUCAACUGUCCAGACUCAGGACUGAUGACUCGGGUCUGUACGUGUGUGAGGUCAACACUGAUUAUGGUUUCAGCUCUGACGACUGUCAACUCAAUGUCACUGCAGCUGCAGAUGAACUCAAAUCUAAGAGACCAACUUUAAAAUCACAAAAAAACAAUAUCUUAAUUGGAGUGACAGCAGUUGGAGUGGCAGUAGUUUUAAUCAUUGUGUGUACAUCUCUGUAUGUCAUGUUGAAAAAAAUAAUAAUUCACCGUAACCUCUAUGCUGAUGUAGAGAUGUUGAGUGUCUCAGAAAAACAAACUGGGACUGACAGGAUUCUCUGUGCAGGACCAACUUUGGAUCAGAGCGAAUCAUCAGUCACACAAAGAAAAGACUCUGAGCUGCUUUAGGUACAGGAAGUGAUGUGUGGUGUGUAACAUGACUUAUGUUAAAUCGGGCUCGUAUUAUCCUGGGAUUGAAUUCACAGCUGUAAUGAGUAAAGGGGGGACAGUUUUUGCCACCAAAAUCCACCUGUGCUGCACACUGGUAUUACUGGUGUGUGCCCGUGUCUGCGUGUGUGUCCACAUAUGCCUGUGCAGAUGGAGGCGAUACAGUUAAGCUGAAAAAGUAUUCGAUCAACAAAUGACUUAAACAAUGACGUCUAACCCAAGAGCAAGCAAAAGUCACGACAAGAAAUCACAAGGCCUGGAAGUGCAUCGUUGACCAAGAUGGAAACCCUGUGGUACCCACGGCGACGUCUUGGCCUCGUGGACGACCUCGGUCUGCCAGCUAAGGACAAAAGAA